UCAGGCAAUUUCUUACCUCCCCUCUUAUUCCUCAUCAUCCCCAUAGCCUUCCUAAGCUCCCAACCUUCAGUGUUGCAGGCUCAUGGAUUCCUCUCAGCAGCUCUUUGGUGAUAGUUUCUCUAAUGGGUGGUUGAUAAGCAUCAAGCCAUCCAUUGAAUCCCUUAGUAGCAGCUUUCGCCACUCCUUUGAUGGCAGCUCCUUCAUCGAAAUGGAUCCUGAUUUCUUUUCAAUGCGUUGGACAAGUGAUGCCCAUGACUUCAAUUUCAAUUUCCCGAGCACCCAAUCUCCGGUCUCAGCCCAUGCAGACCAGUUCAUUUCCAAUGGCCACCUUCUUCCACUCUACCUCAACACCCCACCACCUCAGAGUGAAGUAGGACAAGAGUCUUUAGGCUCCAAUUUUAGCAGAUCUAAAUCGCUGGACUCAUCGAAAGCACUGCUCUCUCGGAGCAACCGAUUCCAGCCGCGGCGCUUCUACGCAGUUCCAAGUAGGUCUGUUUCUUCAAACUCUUCGCCCCUCUUCCAUUCAGCACAGAGCACACCAAUUUCGAUGAGUUCGUGUUCAUCCAAGAGUGUUGCUUCAACAAGUGGCAAGUUUAAGUCACCUUUCUUCAAGAAUUGUACGAAAUCUCCGAAGAAAAUUUUAUGGAAGUACUUGUCCUUUCUCAUGCCGUUGUAUAAGAAGGUGAAGGGGCUGAGCUUAGCUUCUCCAAAGUCGGUAAGGACAUGCAGGGGUUCAGUAGGAGAUUCUCCAAGGAUGACCACUGCUUUAUCAAGCAUAGAAUGGCGCCGUGGAAAUGCUGAUAGCUCAAUCUAUGAUGCAAUUCUUCACUGCAAAAAAUCCAUUGGACAGGCUUCAUAAUGGAGGCAGCGGAGAAGAAACCAGGGGGCAAGAAGAAUCCUACAAGAAUAGCAAUAAUAUACAAUUUCUCUAUUUGGUUAUAUCUUCUCUUGUAAAGUCACGGAAGGCCUUGUAGAUGUAGAGCUUUUCAGGAAAUAAAAAAGCUCCCUGUAUGUGCUGCUUGGAAAAAGUUUUAAGUAAAAGGAAGGAAUCUUUUCGUGA
This is a messenger RNA of Phoenix dactylifera (date palm), 1060 nucleotides long. Lineage: Eukaryota; Viridiplantae; Streptophyta; Magnoliopsida; Arecales; Arecaceae. The record is from RefSeq and is a predicted model, not a curated record.